AUGCUGACUCAUAUAAGUCUGUACACCCACCUCCCCCGCACCACCGGCAAGGUCUCGCUCCAGGGACUCUCCGCCCCGGCGCAGGUUUACCGCGACGCUCUGGGAAUUCCCCACGCGCAGACGGCCAACGAGACCGACGCCUUCUAUGUCCAGGGCUUCGUUACCGCCCAGGACCGCCUGUGGCAGAUGGAAUACGACCGCCGUCGGGGCAGCGGUCGCUGGGCCGAAACGGUGGGCCCGUCAGGGUUGGACCAGGACAUAAUGAUGCGCCGCUUCCGCCUGGUGGACAGCGCCAAGGCCGACUACGCCGCGGUCAACGCCCACACCCGCAUACUGAUGGACGCCUAUGCCGCCGGAGUCAACGCCUGGAUAGCGACUGCCACUGCCGAAGGCACCCUGCCCGUCGAAUACUCUAUCACCGGCUUGGCUCCUGAACCCUGGGAACCCUGGGAUGGCCUGGUGGUCUUCAAGGUGCGGCACAUCCUCAUGGGCGUUUUCGAAUCCAAGGUCUGGCGCGCCCAGUUGGUCAACGAACUGGGGCCGGAGAAGGCAGCCCAACUGGCCCCGGGCUACCAGCCCGGACAGCUUCAAAUCCUGCCGCCGGGCGGUCGCUACGAGAGUGAACUCGACACCUAUCUGUUUGAACUCAUGCUUGGCGCCGAGGCGGUCAACCUCCUCAACGAGACCGACAGCGGCAGCAACAGUUGGGCGCUGGGUGGCGGCCGCACCGCCACCGGCAAGCCCCUGCUGGCCGGCGACUCCCACCGUGCGCUGGACACCCCCAACGUCUACUACCAGAGCCACAUUUCCUGCCCGGAGUGGGACGUCAUUGGCCUGGCCAUCCCCGGAGUGCCCGGCUUCCCCCACUUCGGCCACAACGACAGGGUGGCCUGGUGCAUCACCCAUACCAGCGCAGAUUACCAGGACCUUUACAUCGAGAAGUUUGAUGUGCGCAACCCGGGUUACCAUUUACAGGCCAACAUUCGGGACCAAGGCGCCUCCCGCCGGAAUGCUUCUGCUGCGACCCACUGGCGGCAGGCCAAUGGUCGUGAGGAGGUAAUCAAGGUCAGAGGCGAAGCUGACCACCACAUGACCACCUGGGCCACCGACCACGGGCCCGUCAUCUCCGGUGGCCCGCCUGGCGAAUAUGGCAUCGCUCUUAAGUACACGGCAACCGACGGCCCCAAGUCUUGGCCCAACCUGAUUCCCGCCAUGCUGCGGGCCCGGGACAGCAACGAGCUUGCCGACUCCAUGCACGGCUGGGUUGACCCCUGCAAUAAUUUCCUCUUCGCCGACGUGGACGGCAACUUCGGUUACCUUUGCCGUGGCGAAAUCCCCAUCCGUUCCGUCCAGAAUGCCCGCCUGCCCGUGCCCGGGUGGACCGGUGAGCAUGAGUGGAAGGGCAACAUCCCCUUUGAGGACUUGCCCCGCUCCAUCAACCCCCCCGAGGGCUAUAUCGUCACCGCCAACAACAAGCCGGUGGACGAUGACUACCCGUACUACAUUUCCUCCGAGUUCACCCCCGGUUUUCGUGCCGAGCGGGUUAGAGAAGGCCUGUUGUCCCUGGAUAAACCCACCGUGGCAGAUAUGGCCAAGGUUCACGAUGAGCGCAUUUCCAUCCCCGCCCAGGCCUUCGUUAAUUACCUGCAGGCCCACCAGACAGAGAUGAACGCGAAAGAUGACCUGACCACCAAAGUACUGGAAGCGCUGUUGUCCUGGAACUGCAGCAUGGACGCCGACGGCGUGGCCCCCACCAUCUACAGCGCCUUCCGCGACGCCCUGCUCCUUCGCAAUCGAUCUACCGGCACAACCUGGGCGAGAGGCUGA
Molecule: messenger RNA, 1827 nt
Organism: Geodia barretti
Lineage: Eukaryota; Metazoa; Porifera; Demospongiae; Tetractinellida; Geodiidae
Source: the annotation of a GenBank genome assembly